Menidia menidia (Atlantic silverside) is the source of this 1983-nucleotide messenger RNA. NCBI's taxonomy places the organism in Eukaryota, Metazoa, Chordata, Actinopteri, Atheriniformes, Atherinopsidae. The record is from the annotation of a GenBank genome assembly.
AUGUAUACGUUUCUGUCUUUGUGCCUUGUGUGCUGCAGUGAACAGAGUAUCUGCCAGGCACGAGCUGCAGUCAUGGUGUAUGAUGAUGCCAAUAAAAAGUGGGUCCCAGCUGGUGGUUCCACAGGUUUCAGUAGAGUCCACAUCUACCACCACACAGGCAACAAUGCCUUCCGUGUAGUGGGACGCAAGAUUCAGGAUCAUCAGGUGGUAAUAAACUGUGCCAUUCCCAAGGGGCUUAAAUAUAACCAGGCAACACAGACCUUCCACCAAUGGCGUGACACUCGACAGGUCUAUGGCCUCAACUUCGGAAGCAAGGAGGAUGCCAAUGUGUUUGCCAGUGCCAUGAUGCAUGCGCUGGAGGUACUCAACUCCCAGGACACAGGUAAUACUUUCUCAGACUGGCAACCAUACUUGAAAAAAUAUUGCAGGCAGCUUCAGGAGUUACAUAGACAAAAAGAAUUGGAGCAGGAGCAUCAGGAACAGGAACGUCAGGAACGGAAUCGACUGGAACGGGAAGAACGGAAGAGGCAGGAGCAUCAAGAAAGCAAUGCACAGGCGGUGAAGGAGCCAUUUGAGCCGGAGCACCAAGAGCAGCAGGCUGACACAGAGAGUGAACUGAUAGAGAAAGAGAAGACUCCAGGAGAACACUUGAAGCAGGAACAGCAAAAAGAGUCGGACAGAGAACAAGACUGGGAGAGAGGGAGACGCAAUUCCAAUGUUGCCUUCGAAAGCUCACUUCACACUCCCACGCCUCGGGAGUGUGACAGGACCUCCUCCACCCCUCUGUCUCCAUCCACACCCAAUUACCCAGCUCCGGGGGCGGCAGCGCUCUCCCCCACAUCCCCUCCAACCCCACCGCUCAGACACUCGGCGUCCAGAUUUGCGGCCUCGCUCAGUUCGGCCUUUCACCCUGUCCUGCCUCACUACGCCACCGCUCCGAGACGCCCGCAGGCCUUCCCACAAGCUCCGCCUCUCGCCCAAGAUCCCGCACCUUCAGCUCAACCCAAGUCCGUGGUCUGGUCAGCGUCUAACUUUACCCCCUUGCCACCGUCACCCCCCGUCAUGAUAAGCAGCCCGCCGGGGAGGGCCACAGGUCCGUGGCCUCUCAUCCCGAUCGCCACACCGUGUCCUAUUAACCAAAACCCCCCCUCGCCAUUACCCAACGGGCCGCCCACGUUCCCCGCCCCUUCUCCGGUCACCAUCCCACACAGCCACAUACCCCUCGGAAUCGCCUGCCCGACGCCCCCUCCUCCGCCCACCCCUCCCCCCGUCUCCUCACCCAUAGCUACCCCUCCCUCUUCCCUCCCUGUCCCGUCUCCCCCCUCCUCAUCCCAGGCUCCUGGUGUGCCCUCUCCCUCCACAGCAUCCCCCGCUACCGCGGCUGCCACUAUCACCUCUUCAUCCGCUGAGCACCUUUCCCUCCAUGCGGGUCUGGGCCCGUUGGGACUAGGAGAACCCGAUGCAGCCACAGGUCUCGAGCCCCACUCAGCUCCAGGGGGCUUCUCCUGUCCGCCCCAGGGUGAUGUGGUGCAAACCCCGGGGUUAAAUGCGACAAUCACGCCCCCACCGCUGCCAGUCGGCCUCACUAUGACAUCCGUGACUGCCUCCCCCACCACACCAGUCAACCAACCCCCUCCACCCCCACCUCCUCCACUGCCUGUAGCGCUGGCUCUGAGUGGAGCCCAACCAGUUCCACCUCCUCCUCCUCCUCCUGGAAUCCCGCCACCACCCCCGGCGCCUCCCCUUCCCCCUGCACAGUAUUCUCCCGCGGAGGACCGCCCCCUCUCAGGCCUGGCCGCUGCCCUCGCCGGAGCCAAGCUGCGCAAAGUGCCGCGUAGUGAUGAUGCAGGGACAGUUUUGGCAGCAGCAAUACCAGGGGCUCUAGGGACCACAGGGCCUAAAACUGAGGCCAGAACCAAUGGGCCUCUAGCUGGAGGAGGAGGGCUUAUGGAGGAGAUGAGCGCUUUACUGGCCAGGAGGUAG